Molecule: messenger RNA, 573 nt
Organism: Mercenaria mercenaria
Lineage: Eukaryota; Metazoa; Mollusca; Bivalvia; Venerida; Veneridae
Exons: 1
Coding region: 1-573 (190 amino acids)
Source: RefSeq, a predicted model, not a curated record
AUGGAGAAAUCUACUCAGAGUGGUAGUGAACUGCUGAAACAGAUAUCUGUGUUGGACACUAUCUUCUGGAUUAAUCGAGCUUGGAAAGCUAUUGAUGCAACCACAAUAAUGAAGUGUUUUGACAAGUGUGGGUUCGAAAAAGUAAGACAGACACCGAUUGAAACUGAGAGUCAUAGUGACUGUGAUUCGGAUGAUGAUAUUCCGCUCAUAAAGCUUGCACGUAGUCAGAGUAUAUAUGGUACAGGUAUCCGUGAAAUUAUCAAUGAUGAUAUUCCGACCUGUGACAAUAGUGAAAUUGAUUGGAAUCUACCUGCAACAGAACUGUUAAAUGUCAACGUAGACAGUGAUAGUGAUUCAGAACAUGAGGGAAAUGAACCUGAAAAUGACUCAAAACAGAAAGUUUGUUCAAUCCUUGAAGCUAGGGAAUGCAUUGAAAAAUUAAGGAACUUUGCAUGUGACAAGGGAAAUGCAAAACUCCUCGGUUGUGUGAUGGAAGUGUCAUCAAUUGUGUCAGACAUGAACUUUAAGACAAUGACUGUGCAAGCUAAAAUUAGUGACUUUUUAACGUCAUGA